Molecule: messenger RNA, 805 nt
Organism: Jaculus jaculus (lesser Egyptian jerboa)
Lineage: Eukaryota; Metazoa; Chordata; Mammalia; Rodentia; Dipodidae
Gene: Tmem141
Product: transmembrane protein 141
Exons: 5
Coding region: 217-450 (77 amino acids)
Source: RefSeq, a predicted model, not a curated record
GCCCCGUCCCAGACACCGCCCUCUGCCCGGCCCUGCUCCCCGGCUCCCCUAACCUGUCCAACCAUGGUGAACCUGGGCCUGUCCCGGGUGGACGACGCUGUGGCUGCCAAGCACACGGGUGCAGGGACCGAGGGAAUGGAGAGAGGAACUUAGCCACGAACCCCUCCCCUAUCCCAGGGACUCGAGGAAUAUGCCGCGUGCCAGUCGAACGCCUUCAUGAAGGGUGUGUUCACCUUUGUCACAGGCACCGGUGCGACUUUUGGCCUGCAGAUGUUCAUUCAGAGAAAGUUUCCAUAUCCUGUGCAGUGGAGACUGUUGGUGGCCGCGGUUGCAGGCUCUGUGGCCAGCUAUGGGGUAACUAGAGUGGAGACUCAGAAAUGCAGCAACCUCUGGCUCUUCCUGGAGACAGGGCAGCUCCCCAAAGACAUGAACACAGAUCGUCACAGCUAGGAGAGAGCUCCAUCUGCUGGGGUGUGGAGUCCUGGACCGCCCAACUCCUGACUGUCCCUCCCCACCUCCCCUCCACACCUUUAAGCGCCCUCUAUCCUCUACACAUAGGCAUGGUCAGGGCUGGCCCAAACCCAGGACCUGCCCAGCAGGCCAGCUCAGAAAGGCCUGAAAGGGACGUCUCCUCCAGGGAAGUAAGAAGCCAGGCCAUCACUGUGAUCCAGAGAGGGGCGUGUCCCGUUGCAGGCAACUGGCAGAAGGGAUCUGUGUGCCCUGCUGGCUUUAUUCCCAAGUCCAAGGAGACAUCGGGUACUGCAGGUGUGGUGCUAAUAAACAGCUUGUCCUUUUUCCCACUGAA